UUUAAAAUAAGUUGGAAACUCAAAAAAUAAAAACAGAACCAUAGGGCUUGCCUUGAGUGAAAAUGGCUAACAACCAAGCACAAGGAGCGCAACGCAAGGAGAAGCGAAUCGUGCGCGAUGAGGAACGUGGCCACUGGAAUUCCAAAGCUGAGUUUGUUUUGACCCUCAUCGGAUACGCUAUUGGUAUUGGAAAUGUGUGGCGCUUUCCAUAUUUGUGCUACCGAAGUGGCGGCGCUGCAUUUUUAAUACCCUAUACACUGAUGGUAAUCUUAGCGGGAGUUCCCUUAUUUUACAUGGAGAUCUUGAUAGGACAAUUUUCAAGCACUGGAUGCACUGGAAUGUGGCGUCUAGUACCCAUAUUUAAAGGAGCAGGAAUUGCCCAAAUAAUCGUAAAUUCCUACUGUAUGUGCUAUUACUCGGUGAUCAUUUCUUACCCGAUCCGUAUGAUGUCCUACUGUUUCGUUAAGACAGUGCCAUGGAUAAGCUGUCAUAACCCCUGGAAUACACCGUCCUGUGUAGUAGCCGAUGAAAUUUCUUCAGAAGGAAAUAGUACGGAUAUUAUAGUCACCUCUUCCGAUGAGUUUUUUCAUCUUGAAAUCCUGCGCAUCUCCUCAAGCAUAUCCGAAAUAGGCGGCAUAGUUUGGGAGCAAUUGGUUGCCCUUAUACUGGUGUGGAUAAUUGUUUACUUUUGUGUAAUGGGUGGUGUUAAAUCAGUUGGCAAGGUCGUUUAUUUUACGGCCCCCUUCCCUUACAUCCUGCUGUUUAUCCUUUUCUUGCGAGGAGUCACCCUGCCCGGAGCCUGGUCAGGCAUCAAGUACUUUGUGUAUCCGGAGUGGAAAUACCUACUGGAUCUUAAGGUCUGGGCCGAUGCCUCCAUACAGAUGUUCUUCGGCCUGGGACCCGGCUGGGGAGGUCUCAUCAACAUGGCCAGCUUCAAUACCUUUCGAAAUAACGCCAAGUUGGAUACAUAUUUGGUAGUAUCAAUCAAUGUUUUUACCAGUUUCUUUGCCGGCUUGGUGGUCUUUUCGGUACUAGGCUUUCUCUCAGAAAAGUCGGGAAUACCUGUAGAAAAUGUGGCUACUGGAGGUGCUGGCUUAGCUUUCAUAGCCUAUCCAGAGGCCCUGGCUAUGAUGCCGAUUCCUCAGCUCUGGGCCCUUAUGUUCUUUUUUAUGCUCUUCCUGCUGGGUGUCAGCACAGUGUUUGUGAUAUUGGAGUCAUUCGUAUCCUCUGUCCUGGAUGAGUGGAUGUGGGCAAGGAGCUACAAAUGGCAACUAACUCUCUGCACUUGUAUAAUGUUCUUAGGUCUGUCCUCCAUAAUGUGCACCAAUGCUGGAAUGUUUAUCCUUCAAUUGUUCGACUGGUACUCUUCGUCCAUUGCCGUUAUAUUUAUUUGUAUGGUGGAGAUUAUAAUGGUGUCCUGGAUUUAUGGCACCAAGAACUUCAUGAUGGAUGUUGAGUUCAUGUUGAAAAAACGACCAAGCCUGUAUUGGCAGAUCCUGUGGCAAUGGGUAACUCCUGUCAUGAUAAUAUUUAUACUAAUUAUGAGCAUCGCCUUCAUUCGAACGAUCACGUACAAAGACGCUCCUUAUCCUACGUGGGCGGUGAUUCUUGGUUGGUGCAGUUUCGUAUCAUCUGUAAUGUUUAUACCUCUAUACAUUAUCUACGUUAUGAUUAAAAAACGGGCCACAUUCCGGGAUAGUAUGAAAAAGCGUCUCCGGCCCCUGGACUGGACUCCGGGAGACCCAGAAGAUCGAGCGGAAUACGUUGCCUACCGGGGGCAGCGGCAAAUGCCGGCCUUUAUGUCUGAAACCGAUUUAGAAUCGGUUACUGGCCGAUAGGAUUUCUAUUAAACUCUUUAAAAUUAAAUA
Molecule: messenger RNA, 1868 nt
Organism: Drosophila bipectinata
Lineage: Eukaryota; Metazoa; Arthropoda; Insecta; Diptera; Drosophilidae
Gene: Ntl
Product: Neurotransmitter transporter-like
Biological process (GO): sodium ion transmembrane transport
Cellular component (GO): plasma membrane
Source: RefSeq, a predicted model, not a curated record